This is a messenger RNA of Menidia menidia (Atlantic silverside), 1152 nucleotides long. NCBI's taxonomy places the organism in Eukaryota, Metazoa, Chordata, Actinopteri, Atheriniformes, Atherinopsidae. The record is from the annotation of a GenBank genome assembly.
UACCCACACAGGUGCAGCCAAUGGGACAGAUUAGUGUAAUUAAGGCAAUCCAAAAACACUUCAACGGACACAACACGAAUGGCCACUUCGUUAUUAGGCGCUGUUUUUUGGAUGCCAGACACACUUGCAUUUCUUCGAUGUUAGCAAGAUAAACUCGGCUUGCUGUUCUACAAACAUGACCCGUUAUCAGAUGUUGAGCGCUGAGCUGUGCUGUAAGCUUUAAAGACACCGGAGCACACAUGUCGGAAGCUUCUAUCGCACACCAGCCGCCCCGCUCCGGAGAAAACGGUCUCCAUGGAGACAAGGUCACAACUUCCAAACAGAGCGACCGCGGCGUCUUCCCUGCUUUCAAGAUGAAUUCCGAAAAUUCCUUAGUUCUCACGAGUGACGAUCUUCUCCAAGCAACGAAAUCUGGUGUCAAAACGGGAUACCUUACAUUGGAUGGCCACAUUUCACAGAUUCCUGGGCUGUCCCCAACCAUCUGCAAACUUCCCGAGGAGAAGGUUCGAGGACGGAGGGCUGCAAUCCUGGAGAGUGAUUCUGACUACGUCAAGCUUGCAAAAGGAGGAGGACAUAAGGGGCUGUUAUGGCAUGAUGAAAUGUAUUCUUCCUCCCCAAAUGCAUACAAGCCUCCAGAGUGGUUCAGUGCUGAAUCAGGAGACGCCAACAAAAUGGGUCUAAUUAACAGUGAGGAGGAGAAGAAAAGCCCUGAAGAUUUUCAGCCACUGAAGCAGCCCUUUGGGAAUGACAAUAUGUCAACCUGGGAGAGGGAUAAUGGCAACAGCAGUGGAAGAGAGAAGAAAAUUGAUCAUAACAGCCAGAUGGUGGAUUUGCAAACAUCCAAUCCACAUGUGAGCAGCAAAUUCAAGAGGAUAAUAUUUGACAAGAAACCAGCACCUAAGAUGACAGACCAGUACAGUGACAUGUCACUAAAUUGGGAGACUGCCAGGUGUGCAAAAGGAUAGAUAAGCUCCAAGAGGAAUAGUGCCAUGUUUUCCUCUAACAUUUAUUUCUACACUUUUUCACUGAGCUACACUAUAAAUUAUUUGGUUUCCACUGUUUUCUUAAGCUUGUAAGUGAUUCACUUAACUGUAAUGUAGCCAUUGAAUUGUGACUGUAAUGAAGAUUCCAAUAAAACCUAAAUGAUAAACA